AUGGAAGGAAACCCUGGGGGUUCGGGGACAGGGGGAGGCCCCUCCGGCGAGCAGCCGCCGCCGCUUCGAUCGGCACGGCGGCGGAAGCCGAGCCGGUACGAGUCGCAGAAGAGGAGAGACUGGAGCACGUUCAUGCAGUUCCUCAGGGACCAGUCGCCGCCGGUUCCCCUCUCCCGUUGCAGCGGCACCAACGUCGUCGAGUUCCUCGAGUACAUGGACCAGUUCGGGAAGACGAAGGUCCACGCCCUCUCCUGCCCCUACUUCGGCCACCCCAACUCGCAGGCCUCCUGCGCUUGCCCUCUCCGGCAGGCUUGGGGAAGCCUUGACGCCCUAAUCGGCCGCCUUCGCGCCGCCUACGAAGAGAACGACGGCGCCGGUCAGUCAAACCCCUUCGCCGCCGGGACAGUCCGUGCUUACCUGCGAGGAGUCAAGGAAAGCCAGGCUAGAGCGAGGGGGAUCCCCUACAAGAAGAAGAGAAGGAAGAAGAUGCAGGCUCCGGCAGCCGCCGGCGGGGCGUCUGCGUCGUCUGCUCCGGCGCCGGCGCCGUGA
This is a messenger RNA of Spirodela intermedia, 549 nucleotides long. Lineage: Eukaryota; Viridiplantae; Streptophyta; Magnoliopsida; Alismatales; Araceae. The record is from the annotation of a GenBank genome assembly.